Nerophis ophidion (straightnose pipefish) is the source of this 3206-nucleotide messenger RNA. It is a transcript of the gene hnrnpul1, whose product is annotated as heterogeneous nuclear ribonucleoprotein U-like 1. The record is from RefSeq and is a predicted model, not a curated record. Lineage: Eukaryota; Metazoa; Chordata; Actinopteri; Syngnathiformes; Syngnathidae. The transcript has 16 exons. Gene Ontology annotation, molecular function: protein binding. Bases 176 to 2692 code for a protein of 838 amino acids.
GGUGGCAGCGUGUCACUUUCCAAGUUACCCGCCAGCAAAAGUCAGAGAAGAAGAAAGACUUCCGGCGUGAAGGUCGCUGGCGGCAGGGGGCAGUAGUCGCUGUUCCAUCUUUGCCCGCGAGACUCGCUGAGAAGAGAAGCAAAUUGCGCCGAAACGCUCGAUCACAAGAACCGCCAUGAGUUUGGACGUGAAGAAACUGAAAGUGAACGAGCUGAAGGAUGAGCUCCAGCGGCGCGGCCUGGACACCAGAGGCCUCAAAGCGGACCUGGUGGAGCGGCUGAAGACGGCCAUGGAGGAGGAGGAAGCCCUGGCGGACACCUCGGAACAAGGCGAGCACGGCGACGAGGGCGCCGAGUACAUGGAUGACGACGGCGGGGAUGAAGCACUGGAGGAUGGCGACGAAGCGCAAGAGCAACCAGAGGACUACGGUGAAGAUGAAGGCCCUGCGCUUCUAGAGGAAGACGAGGGCAGAGAUUCAGGUGGUUACUAUGAGGAAGAGGAGGCGGACCAGGAGGCUGAAGUCGAGCCUCACGAGAGUCAGGCGGCGUCCGAUGCUCCCAAACCCGUCGUGACCGCUGAGGAAACCAGCAAACCUGAAGUGAAGCCGAGCGUGGACAUUAAACAAGAAAUUAAAGAGGAUAUUAAAACUGAAGAUGACCCGGAGGCCGCUGGGGACGCCGGGCGGGAGGCCCGCGGGACAGAGCCACAGCGUGGCGCCGAAGUGAAGGUGGAGUCUGACAGGGGACACUACAGCCGAAAGAGACCGCACGAGGAGAGCAGAGGCUACAACUCCUAUGAGCAUCGUGAGGAGAAAAGAUCCCGCACUCCACAGCCACCCGCAGAAGACGAGGAAGAGAACAUUGAUGACACUCUGGUCACUAUCGAUACUUACAACUGCGACCUGCACUUCAAAGUGUCACGGGACCGCUACAGCGGCUAUCCGCUCACCAUCGAAGGCUUCGCUUACCUGUGGGCGGGGGCACGAGCCACUCAUGGGGUCGCCGGUGGUCGCGUGUGCUAUGAGAUGAAGAUCAAUGAGGAAAUUCCAGUGAAGCACCUGCCCAGCUCCGAACCAGACCCCCACGUCGUCCGAAUUGGGUGGUCCCUUAACCACAGCAGCACACAACUCGGAGAGGAGCCCUUUUCUUAUGGAUACGGAGGAACCGGGAAAAAAUCAUCUGACUGUAAAUUUGCCGACUUUGGGGAAAGAUUUGGUGAAAACGACGUCAUCGGAUGUUACAUCGACUUUGAGGGAGGAGAUGAGGUAGAGAUGUCGUUCUCCAAGAACGGAGUCCCACUGGGUGUGGCCUUCAAGGUGACCAAGGAAGACCUGGCGGGCCGCGCACUUUUCCCUCACGUGCUGGUGAAGAACUGCCACGUGGAGUUCAACUUUGGACAGAAGGAGUCUUACUUCCCCCCGCCAGAGGGCUUCACGUACAUCCACAAUGUGGCCCUGGAGGACAAGGUCCGAGGCACCAAGGGACCCGCCAACAAGACCGAAUGCGAGAUGCUGGUGAUGGUGGGCUUGCCCGCCUGUGGAAAGACCACCUGGGCUGUAAAGCACGCAGAGGCCAACCCUGAAAAGAAGUACAACAUCCUGGGCACCAACGCCAUCAUGGACAAGAUGAAGCUGAUGGGUCUGCGGCGCCAAAGGAACUAUGCGGGUCGCUGGGACGUUCUGAUCAAACAGGCGACUCAGUGCCUGAACCGGCUGAUCGAGAUCGCCGCACGCAAGAGACGCAACUACAUUUUGGACCAGACAAAUGUUUAUGGAUCAGCCAGGAGACGAAAAAUGCGUCCUUUUGAAGGUUUUCAACGCAAGGCUAUUGUAAUUUGUCCCACGGACGAGGAUUUUAAAGAGCGAACAUUAAAGCAAACCAAUGAGCAGGGGAAGGAUGUGCCCGAUCAUGCUGUGUUAGAAAUGAAAGCCAACUACACCCUCCCGGAGGUGUGCGACUUCCUGGAGGACGUGAGCUUCGGCGAGCUGCAACGCGAGGACGCUGAGAAGCUGCUGAAGCAGUACAACGAGGAGGGCCGCAAGUCAGCCCCGCCCCCCAAAAAUCGCUUCGAAGACAGGCAGGCUGGGUUCCGUGGCCGCGGCAGCUUCCAGCGCUACGACAGCCGCGACGCCCCUCGCGGCGGGUACCAGAACCGCAGCGGCGACUCUGGAGGUUACAGAGGCUACAAUCGUGGCAGCUACAACCAGAGCCGCUGGAGCAACAACAGCAACAGCAACAACUACCGUGAUGGAGGCUCCGACUCGCGCUCUGGAUACCGCAGCCAGUCGUCUGCAUCCACCUACAGCAGGCCGGCUUCUUACAACAAGGGAGGAUACAACCAACAGGGCUACGGCCAGAACUACAACCAGGGCGCCUACAACCAAGCAGGCUACUCCCCGAGCAGCUACAACCAGAGUUACUAUGGCAACUACAGCCAGUACCCCGGCUACAGUCAGAGCUACAGCCAGCCAGCCGCCACCGCGCAGACCUACCAGCAGCCCCUGCCUCAGCAUCAGCCCCCCGCUCAGCAGCCGCAACAGCAGCAGACCCAGCAGAGCUACAACCAGCAGUAUCAGCAGUACGCUCAGCAGUGGCAGCAGUACUACCAGAACCAGAACCAGUGGAACCAGUAUUACAGCCAGUAUGGGGGCUACCCAGGACAGGGCAGCCAAGGCUCCUCUGGCACCCAGUAGCCCCUCCCCCUUCAGGUCCACCAACCCCCACUCCCCAACACUUCCUGGUGUGGCCUGCCAGCUCGAAGGAGUGGAGUCCCAACAUUCAUUCCUUCAGGUGUCCUUUCUUCUUUUUCCCCCUAAAUCAGUCUUAUGUGACGCGGUGGCGGCGAGGUGAUAGAUGCUAGCUAGCUAGAUGCUAACCUGACAAAGCAGAGAGAUUGAGUGUGAGAAAAGUCCACACUAGAGAUACAUCCACAGCGUGGGCGGGGCGGAGAACAAAAGCAUGCCUUUAACUUUCAUUUAAACUUCUUUUUCGGUUAUGGUAAGCGAGAUCAUUUACUCCUGCAACAUUUUAAGUGUUCAUAAUGCCACUUUUUCAGUAGAUGUAUAAUGCUUCUUUUUUUUAAUCCCCUUGUGCUUGUUGUAGUUCAAAAACUUUUUUUUUUUUUUGUACCAGUGUGGUAAAAACGUAAUAACCCGAGCUGUUUCUUGUCUUUAUACAAUAAAAGCCGUUGUCUACACCUGGACCAAA